Vicugna pacos (alpaca) is the source of this 6274-nucleotide messenger RNA. The record is from RefSeq and is a predicted model, not a curated record. NCBI's taxonomy places the organism in Eukaryota, Metazoa, Chordata, Mammalia, Artiodactyla, Camelidae.
GCUGAGGAGCCAGCUACAACAGUCUUAUUGGUCACUCAUCCUUCAGAGACCAGCCCAGCUCUUCCCUGGACAAGCCCCAGUGUUUCCCAUAGUGAAUUAGAUAGAACAUCCUCAGUGGUCACCAGUCCUGGGGCAAAACCAGUCCAGCUGUUCCAACUCCAACUGUCUCCGGUGGUGUACCGGGUAGGGUGACGUCACAGGUCACUAGCACUAAGACAGAUGCUAGUGUGGCUGUUCCAACUCUGACACUUUCUCCUGGUGAACCAGUGACCACAGCCUCGCUGGUCACUCAUCCUGGGGUGCAGACCAGUUCAGCAAGUCCAACUCCAACUGUCUCCUCUACUGUGCCAGGGCUGAUGACCUCACUGGUCACCAGUUCUGGGGCAGAGACCAGUACAACUUUUCCAAUUCCAACUGAUUCCCCACACAAAUCAGAGACAACAGCCUCAUGGGUCACCCAUUCCAAAGAGACUGUUUCUAGAACAACUCCAAGUUUUUCUCAUAGCAGAUCAGACACCAUGCCCUCAACUGCUACCAGUACUGAGGCAGAAGCCAGUUCAGCUGUUCCAACUCCAACUGUCUCCCCUGGUGGGCCACAUAUGGUGACCUCACUGGUCACUAGAUCUGCAGCAGACAUCAGUACAACUUUUAGAACUCUGACUGGUUCCACGCACAAACCAGAGACAACAGCCUCCUGGGUCACCCAUUCUGAGACAGAAGCCAGUUCAGCUAUUCUCGCAGUGACUGCUUCCCCUGGGAAGCCAGAGACAACAGUCUCAUUGGUCACCCAUCCUGAAGAGACCAGCCCAACUGUUCCCUGGACAACCCCCAGUGUUUCCCAUGGUGAGUCAGACACAACAUUCUCAACAGCCACUAGUCUUGAGGCCAAGGUCAGUUCAGCUGUCCCAGCUACAACUGUCCCCCCUGGUGUACCAGGGACGGUGACUUCACUGGUUACCGAUUCUGGGACAGAGACCAGUACAGCUUUUUCAACUCUGACUGGUUCCCCACGCGAACCAGAGACCACAGCCUCGUGGGUGACCCGUUCGGAGACAGAAGCCAGUUCAGCUUUUCCAAUGACGACCGUUUCUGCUGGGGAGCCAGAGACAACAGUCUUGUUGGUCACACAUCCUGCAGAGACCAGCCCAACUGUUCCCAGGACAACCGCCGGUGUUUCCCAUAGGGAAUCCGACUCCACAUUCUCCAUGGCCACCAGUCUUGGGGCAGAAGUCGGUUCAGCUGUUCCAACUCCUACUGUCUCCCCUGGGGUACCAGGGAUGGUGACCUCCUGGGCCACUAGUUCUGAGACAGGCGCCAGUACAGCUACUCUACCUCUGACUCUUUCUCCCGGUGAGCCAGCAGCCACGGCCUUACUGGCCACCCAUCCCAGGGCAGAGACAAGCACAGAAUUUCCUGCUUCGACUAUUUUUCCACAUUUACCGGAAACCACAGCCUCACCGUCCAUCCGACCUGGGUUGGAGACUGGUCCAGCUCUUCCAGUUUCUCUCAGUCCGCCAGAAACCACAGCCUCUCCCUUCAGCACGCCUGUGACCGGGACAGCCAGCGUUGAUCUGGGUCUGACUGUCUCGUCUGGUAUCCCUGCAGAAACAGCCUCACCCUCCACCCAUCCUGGGACACACAGCAGCACGGCUGUUUCAACUUCAGCUCUUCCCCAUGGCUUACAGCCCACCCGCCUGGCAGCAGGGGCCAGUACAAGCAUCCCAGCUCUGACUGUUUCCCCUGGCGUUCGGGGGCCUCCCAGCACCCCUGCGACAACUGUUGAGCCUCACACCGUAACUUCCUGGGGCACAGAACCCUCACCGUCUGCGACCUCAGCUGGACUCCCAGAAUCUCCCAAGACCGUUCCAGGGGGCACUGUGACCUUGAUGACAUCAGAGGCCUCGGCACCACCUAAAAUCAGUCACGGAGAAGGAUUAGGUACAACCACUAGCCUGAAAACCACCACUGUUGAGACCACGCAUCUAGCUGCCACACGUUCAGGCCCCACUGUGGCCGAGACCACAGCCACCUUCAGUCCGCUGGCUGGAAGUCCUUUUGUCCCUGUGACCACACCUGGAAUGUCCACCUUGGCCUCUGUGAGUGUGACGUCAGGAACAACUGCAGUUCCUUUCUUGAUGCCUUUCACUGUCAACUUCACCAUCACCAGCCUGCGCUACACGGAGGACAUGGGGAACUCAGAGUCUGAGAUAUUCGGAGCCACUGAGAGAGACCUGCAGCACCUGCUCAGGCUGUUGUUCAAAAACAGCAGCAUUGGUUCCCUGUAUGCUGGCUGCCGACUGGCCUUGCUCAGGGCUGAUGAAGACGGAGGAAGUACCAGAAUGGAUGCGGUCUGCACCUACCGCCCAGAUCCCACAGGCUUCAGGCUGGACAGAGAACGGCUGUACUGGGAGCUGAGCCAGCAGACCCGUGGUGUCACUAGGCUGGGCCCCUUCACCCUGGACAGGGACAGUCUGUACGUCAAUGGAUAUAACCAUCGGUCCUGGAUUCCCACCACUCGCACUCCAGUGACCACCACACUCUCUCCAGAACCCCCAGCAUCUCUGACCCCCGUCCCCAGCUCUACAGUUGCAGACAUGGGCCCAGCCCUGGUGCUGUUCACCCUUAAUUUCACCAUCACCAACCUGCUCUUUACCCCUGACAUGGGGCACCGAGUUUCUGCAAAGUUCAACUCCACGGAGAAGACCCUGAAUCACCUGCUUGGUCCUGUGUUCAGGAACACCAGCAUCAGCCCACUGUACACUGGCUGCAGGCUGACCCGACUCAGGACUGAGAAGGAUGGGGCAGCAACUGGAGUGGACGCCAUCUGCACCUACCAUCCUGACCCCUCGCGUCCUGGCCUGGACCGAGAAAAGUUGUACCAGGAGCUGAGUCAGCUGACUCAUGGCGUCGCCCGGCUGGGCACCUACACCCUGGACAGUAACACUCUCUAUGUCAACGGCUACCACCGUCAGUCCCGGCCCCCUACCACCAGCACUCCAGUGACUUCUACAUUCUCUCCAGAACCUUCCUCAUCUCUGGCCCUCAUCCUCAGCUCCACAGCAGCAGUCCCUUUCCUGGUGCCUUUCACUGUCAACUUCACCAUCACCAACCUGCACUACGAGGAGGACAUGCAGCUCCCAGGCUCCUGGAAAUUUAACGCCACGGAGAGGAUCCUGCAGGAGCUGCUCAAACCUGCGUUCAAGAACAGCAGUCUGGGAUUCCUCUACUCAGGCUGCGGACUAGCCUCGCUCAGGCCUGAAAAGGACGGGGCAGCCACCAGAGUGGACGCCAUCUGCAUGCAUCGCCCUGACCCUGAAGGCUCUGGGCUGGACAGAGAGCAGCUGUACUGGGAGCUGAGCCAGUGGACCCACAGCGUCACCCGGCUGGGCCCCUACAUGCUGGACCAGGACAGCCUCUAUGUCAAUGGUUUUACCCAUCAGAUCUCUGCACUCAGCACCAGCACUCCUGGGACCUCUGCAGGGGACCUGGGAACCUCUGGGACUCCGUUCUCCUCCUCCAGCCCCACAGCCACGAGCCCUACCCUGGUGCCGUUCACCCUCAAUAUGACCAUCACAAACCUGCAGUACACGCCAGACAUGGGGCGUCCAGGAUCUGCCAAGUUCAACAUGACGGAGGAGGUCCUGCGGCACACUCUUGGUUCUCUGCUCAAAAACACCAGUAUCGGCCCACUGCAUUCUGGCUGCAGACUGACUGCACUCAGGCCUGAGAAGAAUGGCUCAGCCACGGGAGUGGAUGCGGUCUGCACGCAUCGCCCUGAGCCCACAGGCCCCGGGCUGCACAGGGAGCGGCUGUACUGGGAGCUCAGCCUGCUGACCCAUGGUGUCACCCAGCUGGGCCUGUACACCCUGGACCAGGACAGUCUCUAUGUCAAUGGUUACACCCAUCAGACCUCAGCCACCACUCCCAACACUGCUGUGACCACCACACCCUUCCCGAUGUCCUCUCUGGCUCCACCCCGCAAGCCCACAGCUGCUGACCUUCACCUGGUGUCCUUCACCCUGAACUUCACCAUCACCAACGUGUACUACACAGAGGACCUGGGGCACCCAGCUUCUCUGAAGUUCAGCUCUACCGAGAGGAUCUUACAGCAGCAACUCAGGGCCUUGCUCAGUAAGACCAGUGUCGGCCCCCUUGACGCUGGCUGCAGGCUGGAGUCGCUCAGGCGUGAAAAGGGUGGAGCAGCCACUGGCGUGGACAUGGUCUGCACCUUGCACUCUGACCCCACGGCACCCGGGCUGGACAGAGAGCGGCUGUACUGGGAGCUGAGCCACAAGACCCACGGCGUCAGCCAGCUGGGCUCCUUCACCCUGGAUGGGGACAGCCUCUACGUCAACGGUUACACCUACGGACCCGCAGCCGCCGCCACCCCCACUGAAGAGGUCAGUAAGGAGCCAUUCACGCUGAACUUCACCAUCGACAACCUGCGCUUUUCGGCAGACAUGGGCCACCCCAGCUCCCUCAAGUUCAACAUCACAGACACCCUCAUGCAGCACCUGCUCAGCCCGUUGUUCCAGAGAAGCAGCCUGGGUGCCCGCUAUGCAGGCUGCAGAGUCACCUCGCUAAGGUCUGUGAAGAAUGGCGCCAAGACAGGGGUGGACAUCCUCUGCACCUACCAGCAGCCCUCCAGCAGCCCGGGUCUGCCUGCCAAGCAGGUGUUCCAUGAACUGAGCAGACAGACCCAUGGCAUCACCCGGCUGGGCCCCUAUUCUCUGGACAAGGACAGUCUCUACCUCAACGGUUAUCAUGAACGUGGUCCAGAUGAGCCUCCGACAACUCCUGAACCAUCCACCACGUUCCUGCCUACUUCAUCAUCACCUGUGCAACCAGAAUCCACCACAGCUGUGGGACACAACCUGAAGACCCUCACACUCAACUUCACCAUCUCCAACCUUCCAUAUUCAUCAGAUGCGAGCAGUGGCUCAGCCAUAUUCAACUCCACCGAAAGGGUCCUGCAGCGCCUGCUUGGCUCCUUGUUCCAGAAGACCAGCCUGGGCCCCUUCUACUCGGGUUGCAGCCUGAUCUCCCUCAAACCUGCGAAGGAUGGUGCAGCCACCAGCGUGCAUGCCGCCUGCACCUACCACCCUGACCCCUCGGGCCACAGGCUGGACAGAGAGCAGCUUUACUGGGAGCUGAACCAGCUGACCAGUGGUGUCACCCAGAUGGGCCUCUACACCCUGGUCAAGGACAGCCUCUUCGUCAAUGGCUAUGCGCCCCAGAGUUCCUCUAUCCAGAGUGAGUACCAGCUAAAUUUCCGCAUCGUCAACUGGAACCUCAGCAACCCAGACGCCACGUCCUCAGAGUACAUGGCCCUGCUGAGGGACAUCCAGGACAAGGUCACCACCCUCUACAGAAGCAGCCAGCUACAAGACAUAUUCCGCUUCUGCCUGGUCACCAACUUGACGUUGGAUUCCAUGUCGGUCACCAUCAAGGCACUGCUCUCCUCCAGCCGGGACCCUGGUGUGCUGAAGCAAGUGUUUCUAGACAAGACCCUGAAUGCCUCAUCCCACUGGUUGGGUGCCACCUACCAGCUGACAGAUGUGCAUGUGACAGAAGUAGAGCCAGUUCGUCUACCAACAGACCAACCAACAAGCAGUCCCAGCUUCCAGCACUUCCUGCUGAAUUUUACUGUCACCAACAUACUCUACUCCCAGGACAUAGCCCAGCCAGGCACCACCGAACACCAGCGGAAUAAGAGAAAUAUUGAGGAUGCGCUCAACUGGCUCUUCCGAAACAGCAGCAUUGAGAGUUAUUUUUCUGACUGUCAAGUCUUAGCAUUCAGAUCUGUCCCCCACAGCAACCACACUGGGGUGGACUCUGUGUGUAACUUCUCACCAUUGCCUCGGAGACUAGACAGUGUUACCAUCUAUGAGGAAUUCUUGCGGCUGACCAAGAACGGUACCCAGCUGCAGAAUUUUACCCUGGACAGGAGCAGUAUCCUUGUGGAUGGGUAUUCUCCCCAAAGGAACGAUGUCUUGACUGAGAAUUCUGACCUCCCCUUCUGGGCCAUCAUCCUCAUCUGCCUGGCGGGACUCCUGGUGCUCAUCACAUGCCUGAUCUGCUGUUUCCUGGUCACAGUCAGGCGGAAGCAGGAGGGAGACUAUGAGGUUCAGCAGCAAUGCCUGGGCUACUACCUGCCGCACCCGGACCUGAGGAAGCUACAAUGAUGACACCUGCCUGAGGCUCCCCCCACCUUUCCCAGUCAGGUUUCCAAGGGGCUUUGGCUGGACGAGAAAUAAACCACAUUGGUCAGACA